Messenger RNA from Branchiostoma floridae (Florida lancelet), 1256 nucleotides. RefSeq names its product thiopurine S-methyltransferase-like. The transcript is spliced from 7 exons. The record is from RefSeq and is a predicted model, not a curated record. Gene Ontology annotation, molecular function: thiopurine S-methyltransferase activity. Lineage: Eukaryota; Metazoa; Chordata; Leptocardii; Amphioxiformes; Branchiostomatidae. The coding region runs from base 77 to 652 and encodes 191 amino acids.
CACAGUACUACAAUGAUCAGUAAGGUGUCGCUUCUGUCCCACACCCAACAGGAGUCUGCAGAAGUUCUAUGACAGGAUGCUGCAGGGAGAUGGAGGGAGGCGAGUCUUUGUACCGAUGUGCGGAAAGACUCUGGAUCUGAAAUGGCUUUCAGACCAGGGACAUGGUGUUGUUGGAAAUGAAGUCGUAGAGAUGGCGUGCCGUCAGUUCUUCGAUGACCAUAACCUGCAGUACACUACACAGAGGAUAGAGGGCAUGGAUGGAACAGUUUUCAAGGCUACUGACAUUGACCUGCAACUCUUCAACUGUGAUUUCUACAAAUUAACCAGUGACGUCAUCGGAACGUUUGACUGUAUCUGGGACCGGGGAGCCAUGGCAGCAGCCAAUCCGGAGGACAGAGAAAAGUACGCCCAAGUCAUUGUGCCUCUGCUGAAGCCCACAGGUGCCUACCUGUUGGAUCUGUUUGAGCUGGAGAACACGGUGUUCGCAGGUCCCCCACACGGUAUCACUGAUGCGAGGGUGGAUGAACUGUUUGCGUCCAAGUGCAACAUAGAGGUGCUGAUGAGAGCCGACCGCCUGGGGGACUGGCAGAGGUCCUGGGGACUGGAGUCCUUCUGGGAGGUGGUGCGGCUUCUCACACCCAAACAGACGUGAAGAACGAGUGAUGCCGGAGGGCAGGGGGUGCCUCCCGUGGGGUGGGGAGGUCGGGAGGUAAACGGGAGUAACGUAAACAUCUCACUUGCUGACAACAUGGUAGAUGAAACCUUCCAAAUAAAGUAACAAGUGUCAUGAAAAGAAACUAACAGUUUUAGUUUCAUUACAAGGCAAAAUUGGAUAAUUCUAGUUUUAUAUAAAGAUAAAAGUGUAUAAUUUUAGUUUCUUAUUAGAGUAAACCUGUCUUGGGUUAUAGUAGAUGUGUAAUCAUAUAGUCAUAUUAAGAGUACGUAUUACGACAGUUUGAUAUUUGUAUAUGUUAUUCUACUCUACUAACUGUAAACGACCUUUGGUGAUUUAUGUGAUCAUUAUAGCAGCACAGAAUUCAGCAAUAUUAUGUUGGUGAAAACUACAGUUUGUAUAAGUGAACGUACAAUGUACUACUGUAUACAGUGUGGCACCAUGUCUUUGAGUGAUAUGUUUGUAUCUUACUAUUCGCUCGACAUUUUUUGUUACCUGCCAUACAUAACGGUAUAUCAACGAUUCAUCAUGUACAGGGCUGUAUUGAAAACGUGAUUUUCAGUAUUUCCAAACUUGUACGGAG